AUGGUCGGUCAACUCAAUCUCGAUGAGGUUGUCCAGGACAUUGAGGAAGCGAGGGAACUUGGCCUGCACGGCUUCGCGCUCAACUUUGAUCGGUUCGCAGGUUAUUCCGAACAGACCGUGAAAUACAUGUUCGACCACACGGAUUACAUCGGCAAUUUCAGCCUCUUCUUCUCCAUGGAUCACCAUCCUGGAUUCUUGAAGAAACCUACGGAUUACGCUCAGUACUUCAACGAUCACAAGAACCGUCCUUCCUACCUGACAAUGAAGGACCCUUCCGAUGGCAAGAACAAGCCUGUCCUAUCGACGUUUGGUGGCGAGACCAUUUCCAACGACGAUUGGAAGGAGUUCAAACGACAGGUGGGCAACGUCCUCAUCGUCCCUGGCUUCUCUGAGAUCUACAACCCUACCACGAACUUCUUCUCUGAUCGUAGCGAACUCGGCGGCGUGUUCAACUGGAACUCGUGGCCUUCAACAAAUGAAGGCAGAGUCGCUGUAUCUGACGCGACAGAUCGUAUAUUCAAUACCGCCGCCAACAAUGCCAAGAAGCUGUUCAUGAUGGGUAUCUCACCCGUACAGUUCAAGCACCUCGAUGGGGAUAACAACUGGUACCGUCGCGGCGAGGACAACCUCGAGAACAGGUUCGGUCAGAUCCUCAGUGUCCAGCCCGACAUGGUGCAGCUCCAGAGCUGGAACGACGCAGGCGAGGGCCAUUACAUGGGACACCUUCACCCGACUCCGCUACAAGGCCCUACACCAGCCAUUGUAGAAGGGUACGACCAUACCGGUUACUGGCAGAUUUUGAAACCGUUCAUCGCUGCGUGGAAGAACGGCGAUCGCACAACAGCUAACAUGUAUCCCACAAAUGGCAAACCUGUCCAAGGCACUUUCUGGCAUCAUACUCUCACCGUCGCGGGCAAAUGCGAUGCCGACGGCCUAAAGAAGUCUGGAGAUAUCACAAAGGCAGCUGAAGACGCCGUGUCUGGCGUCUUACUCGUCGCCAGAGGCAAGACCAAUCUCAUCGCUGUUGUCAACGUUGGCGGAAAGAAGCUGGACCAAACGCAGCCACUCAAGCCAGGGUUCAACAAGUUCAAGUUCACAGGCCUAGAGAAGUUGGUCCCGGGUAAGGUGCAGUUGGAGGUUUGGGAUGGAAGCACCAUGGUGGGAGGCGGAUAUGGAAGUAUUGAGGUGACGAGCUCGAAACCGACUUGCAACUACCAGUUCCAGGUCGUUGCGGUGCCUUCAUAG
Messenger RNA from Alternaria incomplexa, 1245 nucleotides. RefSeq lists its product as uncharacterized. Lineage: Eukaryota; Fungi; Ascomycota; Dothideomycetes; Pleosporales; Pleosporaceae. Bases 1 to 1245 code for a protein of 414 amino acids. The transcript is spliced from 2 exons. Gene Ontology annotation, molecular function: glucan endo-1,3-alpha-glucosidase activity. The record is from RefSeq and is a predicted model, not a curated record.